Molecule: messenger RNA, 1452 nt
Organism: Cimex lectularius (bed bug)
Lineage: Eukaryota; Metazoa; Arthropoda; Insecta; Hemiptera; Cimicidae
Product: tRNA pseudouridine(38/39) synthase
Exons: 10
Coding region: 84-1370 (428 amino acids)
Biological process (GO): tRNA pseudouridine synthesis; mRNA pseudouridine synthesis
Cellular component (GO): cytoplasm; nucleus
Molecular function (GO): RNA binding; pseudouridine synthase activity
Source: RefSeq, a predicted model, not a curated record
ACAACCGCAGUGGCAGGUUCUGCUCUUUACAUCUCAGUUCUCUCCCAAUCUGGGACUCGUUGAGUUAAUUUCCAGGAGAAAAAAUGGAAAAUUCCGCCAACACGGAUCAGAUAUUGGUGAACAGGUCGAAAACUCUGGAAAAAUCUGAUCUGAUAAAUUUCAACCAAGAGGACUUGAUCGAGAAAGUGCUGCAGCUUCAGGCACACAAUCUUCAGCUAAGGAACAUAGUUGCAAAGCUGAAUGGAACACAAAAAGCUCAAGGCGCAAAGAAAGCAACAAAGAAAUUUGAUUUUGAGAAGUGUCCAAAAAUCCAUGUAGCGUUUAAACUACUUUACCUUGGAUGGAAUUACCAAGGGUAUGCGUGUCAAGAAGACAGCCCUGAAACUGUUGAACACCAUUUAAUCAAAGCUUUGUUAAAAUGCCAACUGAUACAAAGUCGUGAUACCAGCAACUAUCAUAGGUGCGGCAGGACUGACAAAGGCGUCAGCGCUUUCGAUCAGGUAGUGUCUAUCACAGUGAGAGCAGCUGAAGAAGGAAAGCCACCGAUAAAUUACUGCAAGAUCUUAAAUCGCCUACUUCCAGAGAACAUUAGAAUCAUAAGCUGGGCCCCAGUUCAUUCAGAAUUCAGCGCUCGAUUCAGUUGCAACAAAAGGAUGUAUAGAUACUAUUUUCCAAAGUCUAAUUUAGAUUUAAAGAAAAUGAACGAGGCAGCACAACAUUUAGUCGGUGUACACGAUUUUCGCAACCUUUGCAAAAUGGAUGUAGCUAACGGUGUGACCAACUUUAUAAGGUCUAUAGAGAAAGCGACCGUAUCAGAAAUAAACGAUAGGAGCGGAUAUUUUAAUGGAUAUGAGAUGUGCCAACUAGAAUUGAUCGGAAAAGCAUAUUUAUGGCAUCAGGUGAGAUGUAUUAUGGCGGUGUUACUACUUGUUGGACGAGGACUUGAAGAACCCCGUAUAAUUGCUGAACUGUUGGAUACUGAUAAAAAUACAAGAAAGCCGCAGUAUGCUCUAGCAAAUCCAAUAGGCCUGAACCUUUAUAAAUGCUACUUUGAUGAAGUAGACUGGACAAUCGACCCAGAAGAAUUGACGAACGUAGUGGGAUGUCUCCAAAGGCUUUGGACAGAACACAAAAUCAAGGCGACACAAAUCGAAUCGAUGAUAACGGACUUGGAGAAAUUCGUGCCGGAACAAAUUUUCGAACAAAAUGCAAUAAUUGUUAAAAGAGAAUCUCGCCAGUAUAAACAAUUACUUGACAGGCAUAAAUGUAAUAGUCUUGAAGAUAGGAUUGAGCAUUAUGUUAAAAAACGUAAACUAGAUAUUAAAAAGAAGAACAAGCACACGAAGUGCUCCUGCUUCCUCGGGUUCUAACAUCGUACUGACCUUUGUUGGGAAGAGAGGUUGAUUCCAGAAGUUGCCUGGUGUGAAAAUUGAAUCAACUAAACCGUCUCAA